This is a messenger RNA of Lasiodiplodia theobromae, 339 nucleotides long. RefSeq names its product Structural toxin protein. NCBI's taxonomy places the organism in Eukaryota, Fungi, Ascomycota, Dothideomycetes, Botryosphaeriales, Botryosphaeriaceae. The record is from RefSeq and is a predicted model, not a curated record. The transcript is spliced from 2 exons. The coding region runs from base 1 to 339 and encodes 112 amino acids.
AUGUCGCUGCCGCAGCGCUUCAAGCUUGUUUUCUUCACCCCGCCCGCGGCCCUGCCCGCUAUCAAGACGGCGAUAUUUGCCACCGGCGCCGGCCGCUAUCCAGGCCCAGGCGACUACACCGAGUGCGGCUUCACCACUCCGGGCAAGGGCCAAUUCAGGCCUGGCGCCUCCGCUAACCCGCACAUCGGGAAACCCGGCGAGAUCGAGGAAGUCGACGAGGUCAAGUUCGAGACACUCUGCGUUGGCGAGGAUGUUGCCAGAAAGGCGGUCGACGCCCUCAAGAAGGCUCAUCCCUACGAGGAGGUUCCUUACGAGGUGUACAAGAUGGAGAACUUCUGA